Molecule: messenger RNA, 2216 nt
Organism: Sabethes cyaneus
Lineage: Eukaryota; Metazoa; Arthropoda; Insecta; Diptera; Culicidae
Product: sodium- and chloride-dependent glycine transporter 2-like
Exons: 8
Coding region: 1-1884 (627 amino acids)
Biological process (GO): sodium ion transmembrane transport
Cellular component (GO): membrane
Source: RefSeq, a predicted model, not a curated record
AUGCAGUAUAAUUUAGAGGAUCGCAAAUUUCGCCGAACAAAUAAACUGACCGGUACUUGGUUGGAUAAUAGUGCAAUACAUCAGCGAACUGUCUACCACGGCGUUUGUGAUGGGGAAGAAGAUGAAGUUCUCACCAGACGUGGCUCCUGGUCCGGACGAUUUGAUUUUUUGCUUUCGCUGUUGGGAUAUUCUGUCGGGCUUGGCAACGUAUGGCGAUUUCCUUAUUUGUGUUACAACAAUGGAGGAGGAGCAUUUUUAAUUCCAUUCACCGUCAUGCUGGUAAUCGCUGGCCUACCACUAAUGUUUAUGGAACUGUCGUUGGCACAGUAUGCAGGCCUUGGUCCAGCUGUACUUUUCAAACGUUUAUCGCCACUCCUGCAAGGGCUGGGGCUGGGAAUGGUUCUAGUCGCUGGUAUUGUAAUGCUGUACUACAACGUUAUCCUGGCAUGGACCUUGUUUUAUAUGCUUGCCUCGUUCGAGGAACCGCUGCCUUGGAAAGGUUGCGACCACGCCUGGACAAGUAAGUUUUGCUAUUCUUACGAAGACGAAAAUAAGUGCCUCAGCCAGAGUGGGACCUACUAUAUGCGAGAGUGCUACGCUAAUGAAAGUUUGAUUACGAACUUUAUCAAGGUACCAAAGAAACCGCCUGCCGAAGAGUUUUUCAAAAACUACGUCCUGCAGCUUUCUGCUGGUAUUGAGCACACUGGAAACAUAAGUAUCACUUUGGCACUUUCCCUGCUGGCAGCUUGGCUCAUCGUUUUUCUGUGUCUAUGCCGAGGAGUGAAAUCUUCCGGAAAGGUUGUCUACUUUACAGCGCUGUUUCCGUACGUAGUUCUAGUGAUGCUCUUUGUGCGAGGCAUAACGCUUCCUGGAGCACGAGCUGGAAUUCAGUACUAUCUGGAACCUGACUGGGGCAAACUGAAGAGUGCGCAGAUUUGGGGCGACGCAGCCGUUCAAAUCUUCUUCGCAUUGAGUCCCGCUUGGGGUGGCUUGCUGACGCUGGCCUCCUACAACAAGUUCACCAACAACUGCUACCGGGAUGCAAUAAUAGUAGCCACAUCAAACAUCCUAACGUCGUUCUUCGCUGGGUUUGUAAUAUUUUCAAUACUCGGUUUUUUGGCUCACGAGCUGGACACCGAGGUAGAAAGUGUGAUUGAUCAGGGUGCCGGUCUGGCUUUCGUAGUGUUUCCGGAAAUGGUUACCAAACUACAGAUGCCGAUGUUUUGGUCGGUUCUAUUUUUCUUCAUGCUGCUCACGCUGGGGUUGGAUUCUCAGUUUGCUUUGAUGGAAACGGUAGUGACCGCCAUCCUGGACACGUUUCCUAAACUGAGACGUUGGAAGCUGCGGGUUGUGUUUGGAGUUGCCUUGGCUGGGUAUAUCGGUGGUUUGGUAUUUAUUACUAAUAGUGGCAUGUACUGGUUUCAAUUGGUCGAUAAGUACGCGGCUAAUUGGUCCGUGCUUCUAAUCGCUAUCCUUGAGUGUGUUCUGGUUGCAUGGAUUUAUGGCUCCCAAAGGUUUAUUUGCAACAUCGAGGAAAUGAUUGGAACUCGUUCCCGAUGUUUUGUCAUCUUUUGGAGCACCGUAUGGAAAGUAGUGACACCUGCCACGUUAUGUUUUAUCCUUUGCUUCAACUGGAUUCAAUACAAACCUGUUUCCUACGGUAAAUACAGCUAUCCGGAUUGGGCAGACAUCGCUGGGUGGGCUAUCGGGUUACUUCCCAUAGCUACCGUGAUGAUAACGGCCUUAUAUAAGCUUCUAACGGACAGCAGUAACCAGCCAGUAAUAAAACAAAUCACGGACCUACUCAAACCAACCGACGAAUGGAAGGCUGCUCGACCGUCAUUGCACCAUCUCGAGUAUGAUGACCAUGGCAUUGAAAUCUAACUCGACUCUUGCCCGGUGACAAACUCUGUGUUGGACACCGAUAAAAGAUACCUACCGGCUAGCAUGUUGUAGUGAAGCACAAAGACCCAAUUACCGGCCCGAUCCAACAAGAGACAACCCAAAAAAUAGUGAUAAGAUAAUUAUUCCAAUAAAAUCACCUCAAAAUAACAACGGCCAGUCAACCCUGCUGACGGCUGACGGGGCGAAGUCUGGACGUCAUCAAUAGCUUGAGUAACCGAAAUCCAAUGGUUGAAUAUAUCCAAUUCUUCAAAGUUCUAGUUUUAUUCACUCCCCAGCUUUGAGUUUUUCUUAGUCCGCUCACAAAUAAAUAU